AAAAGCCCGAAUAUUAAAAUUUGGUAUCUCAUGACAACUUGGUAACUCUUAUGUGCUAUGGUUGUGAGAUGUGUUGUCGUUUGAGACUUAAUUUUACUAAGCAUAUUUCCAAAUACUGAACUAUCCAAGAUGUCUGACUCUGAUGUAGGAAGCAAGGAUGUUUCUGAGAAGGAACAAGACCAAGCCAAAGAAAAUGAAAAGGAUCAGGACACAAGUCAGGCACCCGCUUCACCAAAGAGCAAGAGUCCAGCGCACACCAAGAGUCCAGCGCGCACCAAGAGUCCGGGAUCAGGGCGUGCCAAGAGCCCUGGAUCAGGGCGUGCUAAGAGCCCCACUGCAUCAGCACCUGGCAGCGCCAAGGGCUCUAGCAGACCAGGAUCGAAACCAGUGACUCCUAAAGCUACUAGGAAUUCACUUAAGACUCCUCCACAAAAGAAAACACCAGCCAAAGGGAAACCGAAGGGCAAAGACAAGGAUGUAUCACAAGUACCUAGUGCUAUGGACGACACAGAGGACGAAGGUCUUCCUGAAGGGGUUGUCCCUCUGUUUCUGACCUCCAAGACCCAGGAGAUAUUCAGUGCACGGUGUGAUGAGGACGUCACCAAGGAGAACCCGUUCAAAAUCAUCAUGAAGGAGGACAUCAUAGAAGACAUGAGACUGAGGGCAGCAGUGUCAGAUUUUGCGCCAAUCAAACAAGACAUUUUGAACUACCCUGGUGAUGAGAUUUUGAUAGUUUAUGAUUAUGACUUCAAAUUUGAACAGAACUUUUAUGUGGCCAUUACUGAAGAAGCUAAAGAGAAACUCCUCAAUCCCCCAAAGGAAGACGAGGAUGAGGAAGAGCAGGAGGAAGAAGAGGUGAUCUACAAAUACGUACCCCCUGUGUCCAAACCGUGGAUCUCGCAGGGCAGUGAGAAGGAAAUUGAGGAAGCAACUGUUAAGGAGACCAGACGGAGAAAAAAAGUUUCUAUUAAACGACAAAGACGAGAGUUUGGAGCACCAUAUUCCUUCAAAGACCGAAAUGUUGCUGAUGCCAAGGAUGGCUAUGUGGAAUGUACACAGUAUGAAGACAAGAACUUCAAUAUUAAAAAGAUGGAGUUGGAUCGAGGAACACAGGCUAUUCCCGUGUUUCUGGAUGCAGGAACACAGACUGAUUGGAAAUAUCCACGAAAUGCAUGCACCCAGUCAUACCCAAGACUGUUCACUGAUGAGGAAAAGGAAACAAUAGAAAAAUCGGAUACACUUAUAAACUUUGUUGAGGAAGGAAUACCAAGGUUUCAGUUGGCUUUACAGCAGAAUGAAAUCAUGGAUGUUUUCUAUGAUGACUGGGGUAACCUAGGAGAUAUAGAUGACUUUGGAAGCAAGGCUGACAAUCAUCUGAAGGAAUACCAGUCAUUCACAGAUCUUCAUUUCAGCAAAGAUAAGAAAAUCACUUGUAUUCAGUGGCAUCCCACAAUAAAAGGAAUUGUGGCGGUGUCUGUGGGAGAAAGAAUGAACUUCGAUGACCGUAUUGACAAUGCUGGUAAAGUGAUCAUGACUCCAUCUCUGAUUCUCAUCUGGAGCUUCACAGAUCCAAUCCAUCCGCAACUUUUGCUUGAGGCUCCAGAUGACAUUGACAGUUUCCAGUUUAACCCCAGCGAUCCAAACAUCAUAGUUGGAGGUUGUUACAAUGGCCAGCUAGUCUUGUGGGACAUAUCAGAAUACGCAGACAGACUUAAGGCACCUAGGGGAGGCCACCGGAACAAGAAAAAAGAUGUGCUUCCUGGUUUUGAGGACCCCAAUGCUUUGAAGACCCCUGUAAUUCACUACUGUGCUGUCUCCAGUAUUGAAUUCAGCCACAGGGCUCCAAUAACUGACAUACAGUGGGUUCCAGAUCACCUGGAGAUCAGCAAGAUGGGCAUACCUCAAGAAAACCGGUCUCAGUAUUGUGUGCAGAUCAUCAGUGCAGCUAAAGACCACUCUGUGUUGUUCUGGGACACGAGAAGUCAGAAACCUCACAUGGCAAAAGAGGAGCAUGCAGGGGUCAAACAUCCAUCCGGAAUUCCAAACACAUUCAAACACUUGGAUCUCACCUGGAAGCCACAACUCAAAGUGUACUUGCACAAGUCUGAACCGGGUGGUGACCACAGUCCAAUCGUGUUCUCCAUUGGAGAGAGGCAGGGCGAUCGCAAAGCUGCGAAAGCCACAGAUGAUACUGCUGAUAUCGAGCCAACCCAUACGGCAGGAUUUAGUUUCAGUGCAAUGAAAAUUGGAUCGGCUAAAGAGAAAAAAACACUACACGAUGUUCAGACUAAUUUUUAUGUUGGAACAGAGGAUGGGGAAGUUGUAUAUUUGGACUGGAUGCCACAGAAAGAUCCAGACACAGGCAAAAUACAAACACCCAAGCCUCAGUAUUACCAUGCGACCCAUGAUGGUCCAGUGUCCGUUCUGCAGCGGUCACCUUUCUUCAAGGAUGUACUGCUGGUUAUUGGAGGCUGGACGUUCUCUCUGUGGAAAGAGGGUGUUACAUCAGGACCAAUUUUAACGUGUGCUGCCAAUCCCGUGAAACUGACAUCGGGUCACUGGUCUCCGACCCGACCUGGUGUUUUCUAUGUGGCCAAGGCAGAUGGCAGCAUCGAUAUCUGGGAUCUACUAGACAAGACCCAUGAGCCUGCAUUAACACAGAGCGUCUCCACAGCCUCCAUCACAACCGUCUAUCCUUUCCAGGUCACCCAUAAACAGCAUCUUCUGGCAGUGGGCGACACGUUUGGAACUUUACACAUUCUUGAAAUUCCAUGGAGCUUGAAACACCCAACUCCCAAUGAGUACAAUUCCUUUGCCAACUACAUUGAGAGGGAGGUUAAAAGAAGAGCCUUUGUUGUGAUGAGAUGGGACUUCCGGGAACAAGAGAAGAGAGAGUUGGAAUCUGAGUCCAAAAAAAAAGCAGGAAUUGCACCUAAUGUCGUAUUAUCAGAGUCCGAGAUUGAGAACAAACUGAAACUGGAUUAUCAAGACUUUCUUAAAGAGGAAUUGGCAUUCCUGCGAGAACUGGGUCUGAAAACCGAUGAUGAUGUAAUAGCUGACACCUAGAUGCAGUUAGCUUCAGCAGUGUUUCAGCAUUCAGACAUUUGAAUAAGACUUCCAUCACCAAAUGAAGAAUGAGAAUUUUGUCUUUUGUUAUCCCUGUUAUAUUAACUCCAGUAGCAUUUCAGUAUUCAGAUAUUUAAAUAAUACUUCCAGUUCUGUGUAAAGAAUGAGAAUUUAUAUGUGAAUAAGACUUUGACCACUAAAUGAGGAAUGAGAA
Messenger RNA from Gigantopelta aegis, 3280 nucleotides. RefSeq names its product dynein intermediate chain 3, axonemal-like. The transcript is spliced from 24 exons. NCBI's taxonomy places the organism in Eukaryota, Metazoa, Mollusca, Gastropoda, Neomphalida, Peltospiridae. Gene Ontology annotation, molecular function: dynein heavy chain binding; dynein light chain binding. The coding region runs from base 130 to 3066 and encodes 978 amino acids. Gene Ontology annotation, cellular component: inner dynein arm. The record is from RefSeq and is a predicted model, not a curated record. Gene Ontology annotation, biological process: inner dynein arm assembly; cilium movement involved in cell motility.